UGUACACCAAGUAGUGGAGAAGCAAAGUGUCAGAGCAAAACCUCUCGCCCCACCUCCUCUGGACAGAGAGAGCAGGAGGGAGUUGCAAUUGCCCAGUGCAGUUUCUUCCUUUGAACUGUAAGACUGAACACGGCAUCUUGGUCCGGGCAGAAGGGACGCUAUGAUCACAGAAUUCCUGUCCCUGCUUCACCUCGGGCUUUGUCUGGGCAAUGAAGAUGAGAAAAAUCAUGAUAAAGAUGAUCAAAGUGGACCUGACCCUGCAAAAACAGACACCAAAGUCAUCUUUGUCGCCACCUUCUGCUGCCUCUUUGUCCUUCUCCUCUUCAUCGCCGUCUUCUUCAUCUACAGAUGCACUCGGCACGAUUCAUCACAUGAAGAAUCCGCCAAGAGAACCAGCCAUUCCAAACUUCCCGAGCAGGGAGCUGCAGGUGUAUCCAAACUGGAAGGAACAUCUGAAUCGCCUGCAGAAUCCCAGGGAGUGAUCUAUGUAAAGCUAAACACCAACGCACUGUCUGAGGCAGCUUCUGUCCCCACCAUGGAGCCCCCAGGGUCGUGUGACUACGCAACACUGAAGGUAUAGAACUGAAGGAAGAGCUUCUUCCCUGGGAAGGAGAGAAUGGAUUAAGAUGACGGAACUUAUGAAAGCCCAGGUGACUCUGUGUCUUUGGUUCAUUAUCCAUAAUAAUAAAAUAUUUUCCCUUCUCA
Molecule: messenger RNA, 705 nt
Organism: Orcinus orca (killer whale)
Lineage: Eukaryota; Metazoa; Chordata; Mammalia; Artiodactyla; Delphinidae
Gene: VSTM1
Product: V-set and transmembrane domain containing 1
Exons: 8
Coding region: 161-580 (139 amino acids)
Source: RefSeq, a predicted model, not a curated record